AUGAACGUAUCUCCGGACAUGCGUCUGUCCUGGCUUCAACGAUGGCAGUCCAUGGAUGAAGAUGGCUCCAACCUUCUAGACUACCCCGAGUUUCUGCAGGCGUGCGAGCUCCGCGAUAACAUGUGGAGCUGGCGGAUGUUCAACCUCCUCGACAAGAACUUUGUAGAAGUGGCAUUCCGGAUGUGCAGCCGCAGAGGAUCCACCUGGGACCCGGAUAAGUCGGUCUUAGACGAGAAAGACAUCCGACUGUUCGUCGAAGAGCGGAUACUUCACCAUCUCUACAACGAAGGCUUAAAGGACGGUCCUACAAGCGCCCGGGCUCGCUGGGCACGAUCAAUGAGCCCAGCGGAGCUCUCCUCUCCCGUGAAAAUCGCCAGCAAGCGCGAGACUAAACACCUUGCGGAGAGUGCGCGCGACAUCUCCCAAAGCGGAGGCGCUAUUCGGGAGCUGUCGGCCCGAAAGAUGGCGGACACGCGGGACUGGCUCAAAGUUGAGUCUGAAAUGCUGACCGAAGCAGCCAAGGGUGCGGCCAGGGACUUGGAGAAGUUCGGGAGGCUCAAAGCAACUGUUACCGUUGCUGUUGCGGUCAAUCGGAUGCGGGCCCUGGCUGAAGCGGCGAGACAGCGACCGGACGGCGAGACUGCCCGGAACACCGGCAAGCGGGUGGGCGAGGCUGCCAAGGUCGGUGGCGAAAAGGCCCUCUCAGCUCUCAGGCGGUCCUUCGUCGCCAUCACCGCCGCGAGAUACUUCAGCGAGGCCGGCCCAGACCCUGCACGAGGAGAACUGCGACGGCACGAUCAGCAACGCCCUACCAGUGCCAACCUGGAGGGCGGUGACCCAAACGUUGCCGACAGUGGAGACGGGAUGCUGCUUGGUGAAGACGAGGAUAGCGAGGAUUCACAGCGAGCUAGAGAGGAUUUCGAGAGCGAGGUGCCGGCGACGGCGGUAGAAAAACCCUGGGAUAUCCUGACCGAUGCUAAAGCUAAGGCGGAGGUGAAAAUGUUCCAGGAGCGACACUGGGCAGUAACGGAGAAGUUUUACGCAAACCUUGUCACUGCGUCGGAGAGACUCGAAGAGAAAAGAACCAAGGAGAAAGGAUACGACUUCUCGGCGGACUUCCCGAAACUAUGGUGCGCGGCUAACAUGCGUGGCAGCCAAGGAGAAAGAGAGAUCCAGUACCGACGGAAGCGGCGAUCAAGCGCGUCGAAAAAGGCGGCGAAUGUGUAUUUACGUUUCAUUACGUUGUGGCAGGUGGCCGGCGAUGACAGCGGCCGCUCGAAGCUCGCAAAGGCUUUCAACCGAUGGCGGCUGAACACCUGCGACGCCGCCGUGGACGACCUGAGCGGUAGCUUGUCAACGCUGAGUAGAGGUGGCACGGCGGCAUCAGAAGAGAGUUCCACGUACGCCCCCCGGCACAUACCGAGCCUCAAGGAGAUGUGGGAAUCUGCUGCUGCUGCUGGAGAGGGCGAGGGCACCCAUGUGCACGCCAUUAUCAUGAGGAAGGCUCAAGCCGAUCGACCUCUUCCACGCGAGCUGUGCGAGGCGUACGAGCGGGAGAUGGUCGAGAGGAUCGACCGUCGCCAGGCGGAGAACAACGUCCCCAUCGUCCCCAUGCCCAUUUGCUAACUAGUGUCGAUGAUCGGUCACGGUAUAGGAUUGUAGUAGUGACAUGGUCUGCAGUACCUGUGAGUUUGCUGUCCUUCCUCUGGAUAGAGUCAGAAGUAUACAAGGUAACCGCCUGGUAUGGUUGGGUCUGAGUGGAUGUCGCUACCGUUACCUCUGGGGCCGCUUCCGGCUGUUGCGCUGCGCAGGCCUGGAAGAACAGUAUGCGUUUGUCACGAAAGCUGGUUUCACCUUUUUGGGGGUAAACAUUCAGCACUGCUCUUGCCACACAACUUUGCCAUCAGAUGCUUCAGCCGCAAAUACCGCACCCCCAAACUUCUGCCACACAACUUCCGAAAUCGGCUGUGGUGGAACCUUUUCCGAAGCGAUAAUGAUGGCACUUGGUUGACGACAUCCUGCACGUACAUCGCUUGCAGGGAAUUGGCGGUGAUAGGAAGGUUGCAAUCCUCCCCAAAAUUCAUUUCACAUCCAAAGCAGCCGCAUAGAUCGAUUUUCAAGCUCGAUUGCUGCAAAAUUAUAGCGAAAACCAAGUGAGCAGCUAGGAAAUAUUGCGCCUUGGAGCACCGCGAAGUCGACAGGAACGAGUUGUAUGGUGAACCCAUGAGGUUGACAGCCAAACAACAAAUUUCGACUUCUGUAGAAGCAACACGCAUGAAUCCCGCCCAUGCGUAGGCGGGCAAUGCCCUAUUUUAAUCGAAAACACUGCACCGCAAACACAAACUAACUAGUAUUUCGAUAUCUUUGCAUAUGCGAUCCCGGUGUAGCUCGGCGCUCUCAACAAGCUAGCUUGGCUCAACCUGUCGAACAACCAGCUCAGCGGUGAGAGACGAUGUUUAUAUUUGGAUAUUUACUGGAGUACCCUGUUUUUGAUUCUGGAGAAAAUGCGUGUGUCCCACGCACACAUCCAAAAGCUCCAGAAAGAAAAAAGUACCCCAGUUUAUAUCCAAAUCUAUCCAUCGUCUCUCACCGCUGGUUGUUUGACAGGUUGAGCCAGGUUCGCUUGUUGAGAGCGCUUAGCUGCACCAGGAUCGAAAGUGCAAAAUGUCGAAAAACUGUACCAGUUAGUUUGUGUGCUUGCGGUGCAGUGUUGUUGAUUCCGGAACAUUCGUCCCGCCUACGCCAUUAAAGGGACACAUGCGUCUAAAAUUUCUACUGAUAGGUACCAAGUACAAUAUUCCAUUCAUCUUUGGGCGAGAUAUUCCACACCCACCCUUCUCGGCAUUGCUAACCUCUUGUUCGUGGAGCAAUCGAGGCAUUUCGGAUUAGGGGAUGUGCCAUGUCUGGCACUACUACCGUUUUCCUGGCAAGCUCCACUCACCCCGAUUCCCAUGUUGUAGGACACACAACUUCAAGUCACUAAAAAAGUUAUUUCGUUAUUUCGAUUCCCUGCCCCCGCUGUCCAUAUUUACACCCGAGAGGAACCCGCCGGCCCGAUUUGAUCUCCCCCCCCCCCCCAUUUCUUGCCUGAGACUCCUCACUCUUGCAUAGGCUAUGCACGCCCGCCCCAAACUUCUCCCGAAAAAUACGGACCAAAGAAAAUUACGACCUUACCCACCAUUCGUGCUACUAAAACGGGCAAAAACUCUCGGACCGUUCUUCAGCUUUGCUCUAUCGUCAUCGUCAGCCAAUAGCCGCCACUCCACAGUUUCUGCCUACCUUCCGCGUUCGGGUAACUCGUAGGCCUGUUUGUCUUCGUUGUUACCGCGAGAACGUUUCACCAGGUCCCGGUUCAGCGCAGGCACGAAACAACCCGCCCUACUUCCAGGUACGCAGGGCCGAAUGAACACUCGCCGCCGAGACGCAAACCGCCAACCUAGGUAGCCGCCGCUAGAAUGCUCAUGCGGUAGACCACUAGGUGACUGGCCCACCAAAGCGGUGCGUGCUCGAACUAUAUAACGUUCCCCCCGAGGACUCAAACGCAGUAGCCGAGUGCAUCGAGAGGCCGCCCCCUCAACCACUACAGAUGCUUCAGGGAAGGCGUGUGCCAAGAGG
Messenger RNA from Ectocarpus siliculosus, 3615 nucleotides. The record is from the annotation of a GenBank genome assembly. NCBI's taxonomy places the organism in Eukaryota, Phaeophyceae, Ectocarpales, Ectocarpaceae.